Messenger RNA from Caenorhabditis elegans, 1043 nucleotides. It is a transcript of the gene E02H1.1, whose product is annotated as putative dimethyladenosine transferase. The record is from RefSeq and is marked reviewed. Gene Ontology annotation, molecular function: rRNA (adenine-N6,N6-)-dimethyltransferase activity; 18S rRNA (adenine(1779)-N(6)/adenine(1780)-N(6))-dimethyltransferase activity. The coding region runs from base 18 to 944 and encodes 308 amino acids. The transcript is spliced from 6 exons. NCBI's taxonomy places the organism in Eukaryota, Metazoa, Nematoda, Chromadorea, Rhabditida, Rhabditidae. Gene Ontology annotation, cellular component: nucleolus. Gene Ontology annotation, biological process: rRNA modification; rRNA processing.
AUUUAAAAAAACUCAAAAUGGGAAAAACGAGUAAAGUUAAAAAGACGAAAGCAGGAUCAUCAACUGGAAAUGUUCAAUCACUUCCAUUUAACACCGACAAAGGACAACAUAUUCUCAAAAAUCCUGGAGUUGUGAAUGCAAUCGUUGAGAAAUCAGCUCUUAAAGCCACCGAUACAGUGCUUGAAGUCGGACCAGGAACAGGAAACUUGACGGUUAAAAUGCUGGAGGUGGCAAAAACUGUAAUUGCAUGUGAAAUCGAUCCUAGAAUGAUUGCUGAAGUCAAGAAAAGAGUUAUGGGAACACCUCUACAAAACAAAUUACAAGUUAAUGGAGGAGAUGUAAUGAAAAUGGAAUGGCCAUUCUUUGACGUUUGUGUUGCCAAUCUUCCAUAUCAAAUCUCAUCUCCUUUUGUGCAAAAAUUGUUAUUACAUAGACCACUUCCAAGAUACGCAGUUCUCAUGUUCCAAAAAGAGUUUGCUGACCGGCUAGUUGCUCGACCGGGAGAUAAAGAUUACAGUAGACUUUCUGUUAAUGUUCAGCUAUUGGCUAAAGUUGAGAUGCUGAUGAAAGUGAAGAGAACCGAAUUCAGACCACCGCCAAAAGUUGAUUCAGCAGUCGUCAGAAUCGCUCCCAAGAAUCCACCACCGCCAGUGAAUUUUGUCGAAUGGGAAGGACUUCUUCGUUUGUGCUUCAUGCGAAAAAACAAGACACUGAUGGCUAUUUUCCGACUUUCUAAUGUUAUUGAGGUUAUCGAGGAUAAUUUCAGAAAAGUAUGCAGUUUCAAAAACAAACCAAUUCCAAAGGAUCUUAACAUGAAAAAGGUUAUUGAAGAGACAUUAACAGCUUCGGGAUAUGGAGAAAGCCGCGCUCGAAAAAUGAGAGUUGAGGAUUUUUUGGCACUUCUUCUCGCUUUCAACAAGGCAGAUAUUCACUUUUUGUCUUGAAUAUCACAAUCAUCUUUAUUUGUUUUACUGUUAUCCAUUUGUUCUUUGUUUUGUUGAAUUUCGCGCCAUCAAAAAUUUUGAUUAAAAAAAUACGUUGAU